AGAAACCCCGGGUAAGGGGAGGGAGACUCGGGCGCCUGGAUUGAGAGGCGGAGGGUGGCGGACUGACCCGGCAGGUGGCGGCUGCGGGAAGAUGGCGGAGCUGCGCGCGCUCGUGGCUGUCAAGAGGGUCAUCGACUACGCCGUGAAGAUCCGGGUGAAGCCAGACAGAACGGGCGUGGUCACGGAUGGCGUGAAGCACUCCAUGAACCCCUUCUGCGAGAUCGCCGUGGAGGAGGCUGUGCGGCUCAAGGAGAAGAAGCUGGUGAAGGAGGUCAUCGCCGUCAGCUGUGGGCCUGCGCAGUGCCAGGAGACCAUCCGUACCGCCCUGGCCAUGGGCGCAGACCGAGGCAUCCACGUGGAGGUGCCGGCUGCAGAGGCCGAGCGCUUGGGUCCCCUGCAGGUGGCCCGGGUCCUGGCCAAGCUGGCAGAGAAGGAGAAGGUGGACUUGUUGCUUCUGGGCAAGCAGGCCAUCGAUGAUGACUGUAACCAAACGGGACAGAUGGUGGCUGGAUUUCUGGACUGGCCACAGGGCACAUUCGCCUCCCAGGUGACAGUGGAGGGGGGCAAGUUGAAAGUGGAACGGGAGAUUGAUGGGGGCUUGGAGACCCUGCACCUGAAGCUGCCUGCUGUGGUGACUGCUGACCUGAGGCUCAACGAACCCCGCUAUGCCACGCUGCCCAACAUCAUGAAAGCCAAGAAGAAGAAGAUGGAGGUGAUCAAGGCUGGGGACCUGGGAGUGGACUUGACCUCCAAGAUCUCCGUGGUCAGCGUGGAGGACCCGCCCCAGCGCACGGCCGGCGUCAAGGUAGAGACCACCGAGGACCUGGUGGCCAAAUUGAGGGAGAUCGGGCGGAUUUGAGCUCCUCCCUGAAACUGACAAUAAAACGUGAUUUUCCCAGC
This is a messenger RNA of Carlito syrichta (Philippine tarsier), 900 nucleotides long. It is a transcript of the gene ETFB, whose product is annotated as electron transfer flavoprotein beta subunit. The transcript is spliced from 6 exons. The record is from RefSeq and is a predicted model, not a curated record. Bases 92 to 859 code for a protein of 255 amino acids. Gene Ontology annotation, molecular function: electron transfer activity. Lineage: Eukaryota; Metazoa; Chordata; Mammalia; Primates; Tarsiidae. Gene Ontology annotation, cellular component: cytosol.